AUGAGUACUGUGGUUGACGAAAAGGCUCUCGGCCUUGAUUUGAAAAAGCCAAAGAAGAAGACAACCUCUUCUUCCUCAGACAAACCUGAAAAGAAGACAAAGAAAACAUCAACCUCCGAAGAAAAGACCGAAUCAUCUGAAGAGUUACAACUUAUUUUGAAGGAUGCGGCUCAACUCUUCAAACAAGCAUUGGAAAAGGUCAAAGAGGAAAUGCCUCUUCCUUCCAUCGAUGUUAACGUUGAAGAGGACGAAAAUAUUAACGAAAUUGUAGAUUUGUUAAAGACCAAGAAGAGUGCAGAGGUUAUUCAAAUCAUGAAUAAGAAACAACAAUCACAAAGCACUGGUGGCUCUUACUGGAGCGAGGAUAGAGAGGAAUCUGCCGAACUCCAAGGUUCAGACAGAGAUUUGGCCUCUCUCCUUGCCAAGGAUGAUGAUCAUGGUCCACAAGCUUGGAACAAGUCAGAUCGUAAUUACAAGUAUCCAGAACUUUUGGAACGUAUCUUUGAUACAUUGAAGAAGAACAAUCCUGAAUUGGGAGGAGGAAAGAGAAAGCCUAUCAAAGUUAAGACUCCUCAAGUCGCCAGAGAUGGUCCUAAGAAGACAGUUUUGAUUAACUUUACCGAAAUUUGUGCAAACUUACACCGUGCAGAACAACACGUUUUGGAUUACUUAUUUGCAGAAUUAGGUACAACCGGUAACCUUGACGGUAGUAAUAGAUUGGUUAUUCGUGGUGCCUUCAAGAGCAAGGAUAUUGAGAAUUUAUUGAGAAAGUACAUUACUGAAUAUGUCGUUUGUAAGAUUUGCAAUAGUUUGGACACUAGGCUCAACCGUGAUCCAACUACCCGUCUCUACUCCAUUCACUGUGCAAACUGCUUGGCCUCAAGAACUGUCAGUGCAGUCAAACAAGGUUUCGUUGCCAACUUGAGACGUAAGAAAUAA
Messenger RNA from Naegleria lovaniensis, 939 nucleotides. RefSeq lists its product as uncharacterized. Bases 1 to 939 code for a protein of 312 amino acids. The record is from RefSeq and is a predicted model, not a curated record. Gene Ontology annotation, biological process: formation of cytoplasmic translation initiation complex; translational initiation; formation of translation preinitiation complex. Gene Ontology annotation, molecular function: translation initiation factor binding; mRNA binding; translation initiation factor activity. The transcript has 2 exons. Gene Ontology annotation, cellular component: eukaryotic translation initiation factor 2 complex. Lineage: Eukaryota; Heterolobosea; Eutetramitea; Acrasida; Naegleriidae.